AUGGCCGAAAAGCCCUCAAUGACGUUCAGUCUUCUGGGCUCAGCAGCGCCAGUGCUUGCACCGCGGGUAGGCCAAUUAUCUAUCCCAGGUCGCAAGGCAAUCACAACGCCUCACCAUGUUCCGCUCACUUCGCGGGGCACAGUGCCUCACAUCGCACACGACAUGAUGCGCGACCAUACAGCGAUUGGGAAUUUAUAUAUCGGACUCGAAGACUUCAUCGAGAGAAGCGACAAUGCAGCCGUAUACAAGACACCCGCUGCACCGCAUGAGUCCCCCUUGAAGAAAUUCAGCUGUAUCCCCAAUGAUAUGCCUGUAAUCCUUGGCCCACGCCGCUUUCCCGCGAUUGUAUGCCCGCCUCCUAACACGUCGACUUCUAUUGCGCUGUCUACGUCUAUUGGAUUCCAUCAACUCCCUGCGAAACAAUAUGUGAACGCAGUGCACAAGCUGAGACCUGACAUUGCUAUCGGAAUGGCAGAUAUGGUUCUUGGAAGCCCGCCUGGUAAUAAGAGGCGCGAAAAGAUGGUUGAUCGCACGCAUGCGUUUACUCGUGAUGCGUUGGAACAACUAUACGGUGAUGCGCUUACUAGGAAUGCGAAGUCUAAGACUGCUUUCUUUGCGCCGGUUUUACCGCUGGACAAUGCGCAGCAGUCGCUUUAUCUGGAGGAUUUGGAGUCUGAGUUCCGGUGGGAUAUAUCCGGUCUGGCACUGUACGAGGCAGCCUCUUUGGAACAUAUUCCUGCUUCUUUGGGAGAUUUGCCGCGGUUGCUGCUUAGUGACCCUUCAACUCCUCAUCAUAUCCUGCGUGAAAUCUCGCUUGGUGCGGAUCUGUUGACGACGCCUGUGCUGGGUGCUUCGUCCGAUGCCGGUAUUGCGCUGGACUUCAAGUUCCCGGCCCCGGUUGCGCAGGAUGAUGAUAAGAAGCCUCAGCCAUUGGGAUAUGAUAUGUGGUCUGUUGAGAAUGCGACUGCUGUUUCUUCCUUGGCUGAGGGGUGUGUUUGCUUCGCUUGUCGCAAACAUCACCGGGCUUACUUCCAUCAUCUGCUCGCUGCGAAGGAAAUGACUGCUUGGGCUCUUCUUCAGAUUCAUAAUUAUCAUGUUUUUGAUCUCUUCUUUGCGGGAAUUAGGGAGAGUAUUCAGAAUGGUACCUUUGAGCAGGAUAUUGAGGCAUUUGCUCGCUUCUAUGCUCCUGAGAUGCCCGAGAGUAGUGGCCAAGGUCCUAGGUUACGUGGCUAUCAACUCCCAGCCCCAGCAGCUCACGCACCCCGCCGCGCACCGAAGGUAUAUGGCCGCCUAGAAGAGGUAAUGGUGUCAUCUUCAGCAGUCACCCCCGACACCGACGCGAGCGGACUCGAAGAGCAUGGAUUUGCGCAGAAGGCGUAA
Messenger RNA from Penicillium antarcticum, 1380 nucleotides. RefSeq names its product tRNA-ribosyltransferase family protein. The transcript has 3 exons. The coding region runs from base 1 to 1380 and encodes 459 amino acids. Gene Ontology annotation, molecular function: tRNA-guanosine(34) queuine transglycosylase activity. Lineage: Eukaryota; Fungi; Ascomycota; Eurotiomycetes; Eurotiales; Aspergillaceae. The record is from RefSeq and is a predicted model, not a curated record.